AUGUCUCCAUAUAAUGACAUGAAUCAGACAUCAAAUGAACCUACUGCAACACCUUCUGUACCAAAUCCCAACGUACUAAUUAUUGCUGAAAAAAUAAAAGGCGUAACUACUAGACCAGUUAAACCUAAUGCUGUAGCGGCUGCUAUAACGGUUGCUCAUAGAUUUUUCCAAAUCUUUCUAAAUGAGGUCAGAAAGUCAUUAUUUGCAAAUGCAGUGAAUAAAAUGAUUGUAAAUAAUCUUUUAUCAGACAUAAUUAACACCAU
This is a messenger RNA of Funneliformis geosporum, 263 nucleotides long. The record is from the annotation of a GenBank genome assembly. Lineage: Eukaryota; Fungi; Glomeromycota; Glomeromycetes; Glomerales; Glomeraceae.